Molecule: messenger RNA, 541 nt
Organism: Symbiodinium pilosum
Lineage: Eukaryota; Dinophyceae; Suessiales; Symbiodiniaceae
Source: the annotation of a GenBank genome assembly
GACCGCUUGUCGAUUCAUCAUAGCAGCCGUGACGAUCGACACAAGGCUCUCGUUGCCCUGGCAACUGCUCCUGUCUGUUGGACAGCUCUGGGCGGACUUCAAUGGGCCCGGCGGCGUGCGUCAUCCCGCAUUCUCCAUCUUCCUCCAGGGUGUCGUGCUGGGCUUGACACUUCUGGGGUCUCAUACCCUGGAGACGUGCGUGCGGUCAAACAUCCGUGCACAGUUCCAUUGCUCAGAUGCCGAGUCUUUGAUGUUCAGCUUCCGCCGGAUGCUACGGGGGAUAUGCGAUGGGGAGGUCCUGUUGGACAGCAACCUCCGAAUUCACAGUGUUUCGGACUGCCUGAAGCACCUACUGAUGACGAGCACGAACUUGCAUGGCAAGUCGUUUCAGCAGCUGCUUCACCCCGCCGAUCUCCAGAAGUUCCGCCAAUUUAUGGAGACCUCUGCAGCAAGCACGGCGCAGAAUGACAGUAUGCCCCCUUGCCUGCGUGUGUCUUUGCUGGGCGCAGCGAACACCAGGAUUCCCGUGGACUUGUACCAC